AUGCUUGCCCAAAUCCACCACAAGGUUGCCGCUUGGUUCAUUCCUUUGGAAACUGGCUGGGCCAGGACUAAUGCCAGCGGUCUUUUGUCGAACGUGCUAAAAGAAGUCCAAGUUGAAGUCGUGUCAGAGGAAGAUGUAGGUGCUGAGUGGAAAUUAGCAUGCGAGCAGGCGCUCGUUAUUAGCGCUUCUGCACGUGCGUUCUUUGCCUACGGGAGAGUAUGAGCAAAGUGACUCUGCAAAGGGUCCAGCAUUUAUUAGUGCCAUACCUCCCGCCAACCUCCCUCCGAUUCGUCUUAAAUCUUCCUGUGGGUGGAGAAACAUGCGUCCUACAGAGCUACUGAUGAGGGCCUCCUCCAAGGCUAUAUGAAAGUGUGCGUACGUGUUUUAUUUUUGUUUUUUGUUUUUUGUUUUUUUUGGUUUUGUUUUCUGUGGUGGUGUAAAGGUAGGACGUCAGCCCAGUCCCAUGGCAGUCUGUAACACGGAGCAAUUCAUCAUGUAACGCUGAGGGCUCUCUGGUACUCACACAUACUCCUGCAUGGGGAGAGUUAUUAUGAAACUGGAAUGUCUUGCCUAAAUACACGACUCAAUAAUCCUUGUUACAGAUCGAACCAGGAUACUUCCAUCCAGAAUUAAUCUGACCAGUUGUCUCGUCAUGACCUAAAGAAACUCUAUUCCGUUUCUUUAGGAGAGUUCUUAGACUUCCAAAUUUUCAAAUUUCUGCACUCUGAUUUAAUGACCCUCUCAUUUUUUCGUUAUUGAGGGGGGAGGAGGGGGAAUGCGGACGACUCGUAAACUGUUACCUUUCGGUGCGCAUGCGUCUACUUUCGGGGUGGCUUGUGCGCCUUAAGGUAUGCUCUUCUCAUUUGCCACGAGGACAUCCCGAGCGAUGCAAAACACCAUUCCGUUUUCACUUACCAGAGUUAACACUCACCUCAAAAUCCGUUCAAACAUGAUUGCUCCUCAGUUAACACACGUACAUAAGCUUCAGCACAGAUGCUUUAACAAAGAGAAAAGGGAAUUGGCUUGUCGGGCAAAAACCAAGAAAACGCUGAAUUAAGAGCACGGACACGAAACGGAAAAUUGGAUAUGAGAAUAAAUUUUUUAAGGGGAUUUCCAAAUAGAAGCUAUGAUUUUCAAUUGGAGUCUUAAUUCAAGCUUUGGUCUACAAUCGACACAGUUCUAGACUAUUCUUGCACUGAGUAAUAACACUAACGAAUAUUUCCCCUUUCCCUCCUUUCCGUUUCAAGUUAAACCGUAUCUGGAUUUUUCAUAUCAUUUCUUUCAGCCAAGAGAAGCAGUUUUUUUCACCAAAUCUAAAUUUUGGGGCGAAGGAGGCGACUGUUUCGGGGACUCUGGUGGCCCUGUGGUUCGCGAGGAAGAUGGAAGGUGGUACUUAGAAGGGGUUCACAGUUAUGGGAAGAAUGCUUGUGCUAAAAGAGACCGAACCUAUCUCCAGGCUGAUGUGCGAGUUGUUCUUCAGUGGAUCCAAGACACUAUUGCAAACAAUUAA
Pocillopora meandrina is the source of this 1510-nucleotide messenger RNA. Lineage: Eukaryota; Metazoa; Cnidaria; Anthozoa; Scleractinia; Pocilloporidae. The record is from the annotation of a GenBank genome assembly.